Molecule: messenger RNA, 2349 nt
Organism: Callorhinus ursinus (northern fur seal)
Lineage: Eukaryota; Metazoa; Chordata; Mammalia; Carnivora; Otariidae
Gene: AMIGO1
Product: adhesion molecule with Ig like domain 1
Biological process (GO): brain development
Cellular component (GO): membrane
Molecular function (GO): protein binding
Source: RefSeq, a predicted model, not a curated record
CCGCGACGGAGCUCCCGGACCCGCCAUGGGCUGAGACACGUCCUUGCCGAGCAGAACAUGCCCGGGUGACUCUCUCCCCGAUCUUCCUGGUGGCCUUCCUCGCCCUUCCCAGUGACACUAUGCAACCCCAGCGAGACCCGCGAGGCCUCUGGCUCCUGCUGCUCUCCUUGUUCCUGCUCCUCUUUGAGGCGGCCAGGGCUGGCCGUCCUGUGGUUAGCUGUCCUGCUGCCUGCCUGUGUGCCAGCAACAUCCUCAGUUGCUCCAAGCAGCAGCUGCCCAACGUGCCGCACUCCUUACCCAGCUACACCGCACUGCUAGACCUCAGCCACAACAACCUGAGCCGCCUGCGGGCCGAGUGGACCCCCACGCGCCUGAUCCACCUGCAGUCCCUGCUGCUGAGCCACAACCACCUGAACUUCAUCUCCUCCGAGGCCUUUUCCCCCGUACCCAACCUGCGCUACCUGGACCUCUCUUCCAACCAGCUGCGCACACUGGACGAGUUCCUGUUCAGUGAACUGCAGGCCCUGGAGGUGCUACUGCUCUACAAUAACCACAUCGUGGCAGUGGACCGCUGCGCCUUCGACGACAUGGCCCAGCUGCAGAAACUCUACCUGAGCCAGAACCAGAUUUCCCGCUUCCCUUUGGAACUGGUCAAGGAAGGAGCCAAGCUCCCCAAACUCACCCUCCUGGAUCUCUCGUCCAACAAGCUCAAGAACUUACCGUUGCCCGACCUGCAGAAGCUGCCCGCGUGGAUCAAGAAUGGGCUGUACCUACAUAACAACCCCCUGCACUGCGACUGUGAGCUCUACCAGCUCUUUUCACACUGGCACUACCGGCAGCUGAGCUCCGUGAUGGACUUCCAGGAGGACCUGUACUGCAUGAGCUCCAAGAAGCUGCACAACGUCUUCAACCUGAGCUUCCUCAACUGCAGCGAGUACAAGGAGCAUGCCUGGGAAGCCCACCUGGGGGACACCUUGACCAUCAAGUGUGACACCAAACAGCAGGGGAUGACCAAGGUGUGGGUGACCCCAAGCAAUGAACGGGUGCUAGAUGAGGUGGCCAAUGGCACGGUGACGGUGUCCAAGGAUGGCAGUCUUCAUUUCCAGCAGGUGCGGGUUGAGGAUGGGGGUGUGUAUACCUGCUACGCCACAGGGGAGGCUUUCAACGAGACACUGUCUGUGGAGUUGAAAGUGUAUAAUUUCACCUUGCAUGGCCACCAUGACACCCUCAACACGGCCUAUACCACCCUAGUGGGCUGCAUCCUCAGUGUGGUCCUGGUCCUCAUAUACCUGUACCUUACCCCUUGCCGAUGCUGGUGCCGGGGUGUCGAGAAACCAUCCAGCCAUCAAGGAGACAGCCUCAGCUCUUCCAUGCUUAGCACCACCCCCAACCACGAUCCUAUGGCUGGUGGGGACAAGGACGAUGGUUUUGACCGGCGGGUAGCCUUCCUGGAACCUGCUGGUCCUGGGCAGGGUCAAAAUGGCAAGCUCAAGCCAGGCAACACCCUGCCAGUGCCUGAGGCAACCGGCAAGGGCCAGCGGAGGAUGUCGGAUCCGGAAUCGGUCAGCUCGGUCUUCUCUGAUACACCCAUUGUGGUGUGAGCAGGAUGGGUUGGUGGGGAGAUUCUGCCCCAGGAGAGGUAAUGCACCCCUGAAGGAUAUGAGGGGAUGGAAGAGCGGGCUGGCUGCCCAAGGGAGUGGGUUCCCCCUGACCUCAAGGGAAUUGGUCACGGGUACAAUAGCUGGCUCGACCUCAACCAGGGUGUGGCUGCCACGAUUUUCAAAUAGGGAUAUAUUAAUCCUCAGGCAAGUGCUACACCCUUACCCAAAGCCCUGGGAAUUCUCCAUGUGGUAGAGGAAAAGGAGCAUGUCUGAAUUGGGUGGGAAUGAGGAAGGGGUGGGGGGAAGAGCAGAUUCCCUAAACUUUUUCGAGGUCAUCCUUAGCUCCUUAAGAGAAAAUCAUUUGGGGAAAAAAAAAAUUUUUUUUUCUAUCUCUGCCCACCCACAUCUGUGACGUUGUGUGUGUUGGGGGGCGGGUCUUCCACAGGAGCCACACUGGGGAAGAGCUGUAGUAUCUUCUUUGGCCAGGAGGUCACACUUCACAGCUGGGGAAAUUGGAAACCUUGGGAAAAAUGAGUUAGGAAAAGGCUGAGACCUUAUUAAUGUUCCCUAAAGCUGAUGUGAUUUCCCACUAAGGCCUCUCUUUCGCGAUGAGUCCUGGAUGGACAGAUCUUUGCAGGAGUCUGGCCUGUUGCCUGUCAGAUAUGGCAACAAUGAGAGAUGCGGUAUCUGUGCCAGGGCCUGGAAUCAGUGGCACAGAGGGAUACAGCAUGAACCGAGGGGGUGGGGG